Cutaneotrichosporon oleaginosum is the source of this 1194-nucleotide messenger RNA. RefSeq lists its product as uncharacterized. Lineage: Eukaryota; Fungi; Basidiomycota; Tremellomycetes; Trichosporonales; Trichosporonaceae. The record is from RefSeq and is a predicted model, not a curated record.
UCGUUCAACCACCUCGGCUCCUCGCUCAUCGCAGGUCAAGAUUUCCAAGCAAGAUCUGCAAGCGGGUGAGGCCAGCACAAUGCUCGACGCAGCCGCCUUCCCACACAUUAUCGACCGCAUCAUCGAGUUGUCCGACAUUCCAGCCCUCGUCCAACUCCGCACCGCAUCCCGCUACCUUCGCUCGCGCGUGGAUGCUCGCCUCUUCGACCACAUACUCCUCCAGUGGGACAAGGAGGGCACAGAACUCACAAUCACCUCCCCGCACCCUCCCUUCGCCCACCUCCCCAUACGCCUCUCGCCGCCCUCCCUCGGCGACCGCCUCCGGCGCCUCAAGCUCGCUCUCGGUGCCGACCCUGAACCAACAGCUGGCGGCGCGUAUGUUCUUGCCGCUCACCUCCCCUCCCUCACACCGCUCGAGAUGACACGCACGAUAGAUGUGCACGACCACUCUUUCCCAAUACCAGGCUGGCCUCACUUUACGCCCGAACAACUACCGCCGCUCCCGAAGCUGGAGCGCACGCGCGCCACCUUUCCCCUCCUUUCCCCCCGCACCGUGAUCUACCUUAACAUUCGCGCGCCGCCGGGCGAGCGCACCCUUCGGGGAACAGCAUUGCGGAACAGAGUUUCAGCGUGCAGUGCCGUCGACAUAGUCGUGCACCUCUUCUUUGACGCCAUGUGGGACGGCCACGGCAUGGACCUCCUCAAGGUAGAGCACGCGCGCCACGUAACCCUCGUUCUGCACCCGGCUAAGGAGGGCACGGCGCCGCCAAUGGAGAACGCUGGAUCGCUGGUCUGCCCGACCUCCAUCGAGGGGGAGAUCCGGUUUACACUUGUCGGCCUCGAGACUGUGCCGCCUUCAAUGUUGGGGUUGCCGCCCGCCAUCGCAUCCGGCGGGGCCAUGGACGUGCAGAACUACAUCGCGAGUCUGCCUGGUGGCGACCGUGUGGAGUUUCAAACUCUCGCAGAGUGGACGCGGGAUGUCCACCCGCUGGAGAGCGAGGUACCCGCGCACAUCGUCCGUGAAGUCGCUAGGACGGCGGUCUGGUCGCCCAUCAUCAUUGAUAAAGACUCUGACAUUAUGGGCAGUUGAGUCUGCGUUAACGCAUGAACAUGCGAGGGACGAUCUGGUUCUUGAAGGUCAUCAAGUGCCAAGUACCUUGUAGAUGUAGAUUUGAAGGCGAUCAGAGCCUUAGG